AUGCACCAAGCGCCUACAGGCCAGAAAAGGGGAAAACAAGUCGCCGCUCAGCGAGAGGAGGGGAGAGGAACAAACCCAGCAGGUAAACACCAGCCCCGGGAUCUACCGGCAGAUGAUGGUGGUGGCGCGAACCAGCGUCGAAUAAACACCCCCGGGUCCCGGACUGCAAGCCAGAAGCACUCCAGCCCCGGUCCGGACGCCUGUCUGCACGGAUCGGGCCGAAGAGGGGGCAGAGGCAAACGACUGAGACGCACUGGCCGUGGCAUGCGACCUGCAGCAGGAGUGGUGAAGCGAAAGGGGCAGCCAGGGCAGCCAGGGCUGCGAACAGCCACGGCCAGCCGAGGAAGCAGAGAACGAAACGUCCGAGCAGUGAGUGGACCACAACGGUGCCGGGCGUACUCCGUGUGCGGGUGA
Molecule: messenger RNA, 414 nt
Organism: Knipowitschia caucasica
Lineage: Eukaryota; Metazoa; Chordata; Actinopteri; Gobiiformes; Gobiidae
Source: the annotation of a GenBank genome assembly